Molecule: messenger RNA, 386 nt
Organism: Myotis myotis
Lineage: Eukaryota; Metazoa; Chordata; Mammalia; Chiroptera; Vespertilionidae
Product: 40S ribosomal protein S27-like
Exons: 1
Coding region: 58-312 (84 amino acids)
Biological process (GO): ribosomal small subunit assembly; translation
Cellular component (GO): ribosome; cytosolic small ribosomal subunit
Molecular function (GO): RNA binding; structural constituent of ribosome
Source: RefSeq, a predicted model, not a curated record
GAAUGGUGGGGGUGUCGCUAGGAGAUCGGGACGGGCUGCGCCUGUGAGACGAUCAACAUGCCUUUGGCCCGAGAUUUACUACACCCGUCCUUGGAAGAGGAAAAGAAAAAACACAAAAAGAAACGGCUAGUUCAAAGUCCAAAUUCUUCUUUUAUGGAUGUAAAAUGCCCAGGUUGCUACAAGAUCAGCACGAUUUUCAGCCACACUCAGACGGUGGUUCUUUGCGUAGGUUGCUCAACCCUGUUGUGCCAGCCAACAGGAGGAAAGGCGCGACUCACGGAAGGAUGUUCAUUUAGAAGAAAGCAACACUAAUGAUCCACACAGCUUCCUGAAUUUGGGUUAUAUCACAAAAAGCCUUAUCAGUUUAGUAAUUCUACUUAAUCUAC